UAAGAGCACAGAGUGAAGACCCCAGAAGAUGCUGCUUCUCCUGCUUGCCUGUCUCUUGCCUGCCAUCAAUGGGAAGAGCUGCUUCCACUGCUGGCCACAACUGCCUGCAUUGAUAGACUAUGACCUACAGAUUCUAUGGGGCUCUCCAGGACCACCCAGAGAUCUCUCCCAAAGCAUCCACUCCCUAUUCCUGAAGAAGGAUUAUGUCUUCCCAGAACCCUGGUAUCUUGAUCAUGCCCAUAUGGAGGAAGCAACAGCCAAAUUAUUCAAUCACAUAGAUGAAGCCAUUAAGAAGUUUCGAGAUGAUAAACCAUCACUUCUGAGAGAGAUUAAUGUCCAGAAACAGGUGUUUACUAACAGGCUGAAUGAGACGUCUAAGAAGCUGAGGGAGAAGGCUUGUAACAAGUCUUGUGAGCUACACCCCACAUUGGAGGUCAUCAAUUGUGCCAGCUGCAAGACACACCUUCUUACCUGCAAAGACCCAACUAUCUGCCCAGCCAGGAGCCGGAGAAUCCUCGCAUGGGUUGUGAGCUUUGGCAUUAUUCUGCUUCUGGCAGCCAUAGCUGGAAGUGGAUGGUACAUUUUCUGGCAUGAGAAGAGGAAGAAGGAAGCUGAAAAGCAGGAACCCAGCAGUCCACUGGUCUGAACCAAGAUCACAGUUGCUGUCAGGAAGCCCGUUCAUCUCUGAGUUCCAGUAACUGUCCCUUGCUUGACACUCUCCAACAGGGGGUGGUAGCAUUCCUGUGGUCCAAAAGGCUACACUCUGUCUUGUGGUUUCCCUGUGCCCAUGCCUUGUAAACACCUUUCAUUAA
Messenger RNA from Lontra canadensis (Northern American river otter), 812 nucleotides. It is a transcript of the gene TEX51, whose product is annotated as testis expressed 51. Lineage: Eukaryota; Metazoa; Chordata; Mammalia; Carnivora; Mustelidae. The coding region runs from base 29 to 646 and encodes 205 amino acids. The record is from RefSeq and is a predicted model, not a curated record. The transcript has 8 exons.